Molecule: messenger RNA, 5081 nt
Organism: Heteronotia binoei (common prickly gecko)
Lineage: Eukaryota; Metazoa; Chordata; Lepidosauria; Squamata; Gekkonidae
Gene: KLHL14
Product: kelch like family member 14
Exons: 9
Coding region: 216-2093 (625 amino acids)
Molecular function (GO): protein binding
Source: RefSeq, a predicted model, not a curated record
UCAAAUGAUGUACGACAAAAUAAAUUGUAAAGAGUGACUGCUUGGAGUUGGGAACCAGAAGGUCUUUUUUUUUUUUUUGGAAGGAGCGAUCAAACCUUUAAAAAGGAAGGACAAUUGAUUUUUGGGGGGGAGCUUAAGUGAACCUUUACUUUGGCAGCUGGUUGUGGAGCAGGUCGAAGGAGGUUUUCCAGUCAGGUGUAUUGAGGCUGCUCGCCAUGUCAAGGUCCGGGGACAGGACGUCUACUUUCGACCCCAGUCAUAGCGACAAUCUGCUGCACGGCCUCAACCUGCUGUGGAGGAAGCAGCUCUUCUGCGACGUGACCCUGACGGCCCAAGGCCAGCAGUUCCAUUGCCACAAGGCCGUGCUGGCCUCGUGCUCGCAGUACUUCCGAUCGCUCUUCUCCAACACGGCCGGCGGCGGCGGUGGCAGCGGGCACCAUCACCACCACCACACCCUGGGCGCCCCGGACGGCCUGCCCCCCAAAGAGCAGCCGCCGCCGCCGCAGCAGGAGGAGCCCGGCACGCCCUCCUCCUCCCCGGAGGACAAGCUGCUGGCCAGCCCCAGGGCCAUCAACAACUUGGUGCUUCAGGGCUGCUCGUCCAUCGGGCUGCGUCUUGUGCUCGAGUACCUGUACACAGCCAACGUGACCCUGUCCCUGGACACGGUGGAGGAGGUGCUAUCGGUCAGCAAGAUCCUGCACAUCCCGCAGGUCACCAAGCUGUGCGUGCAGUUCCUCAACGAUCAGAUCUCGGUGCAGAACUACAAGCAAGUGUGCAAGAUCGCCGCCUUGCAUGGCCUCGAGGAGACCAAGAAACUGGCCAACAAGUACCUGGUGGAGGACGUGCUGCUGCUCAACUUCGAGGAGAUGCGCGCCCUUCUCGACUCGCUACCACCCCCGGUGGAGUCGGAGUUGGCGCUCUUCCAGAUGUCCGUGCUGUGGCUGGAGCACGACCGCGAGACCCGCAUGCAGUAUGCCCCGGACCUCAUGAAGCGCCUCCGCUUCGCUCUCAUUCCGGCUCCGGAGCUCGUCGAGCGGGUCCAGUCGGUGGAUUUCAUGCGUACCGACCCGGUCUGCCAGAAGCUGCUGCUGGACGCCAUGAACUACCACCUGAUGCCCUUCAGGCAGCACUGCAGGCAGAGCCUGGCCAGCAGAAUUCGCUCUAACAAGAAAAUGCUUUUGUUGGUUGGAGGACUGCCUCCUGGACCUGACCGGCUACCCAGCAAUUUGGUUCAGUAUUACGAUGAUGAAAAGAAGACAUGGAAAAUACUGACAAUUAUGCCGUACAAUAGUGCCCACCAUUGUGUUGUGGAAGUAGAAAAUUUCUUAUUCGUACUGGGAGGAGAAGACCAGUGGAAUCCUAAUGGAAAGCACAGUACGAACUUUGUCAGCCGGUAUGAUCCUAGGUUUAACAGCUGGAUACAACUUCCACCCAUGCAAGAGAGGAGAGCCAGUUUUUAUGCCUGUCGACUUGACAAAAACUUGUAUGUGAUUGGUGGAAGAAAUGAAACUGGGUACUUGUCUAGUGUGGAGUGCUAUAAUUUAGAAACGAACGAAUGGCGUUAUGUAUCUUCCUUACCACAGCCCUUAGCAGCACAUGCAGGAGCUGUACAUAAUGGCAAAAUCUAUAUUUCAGGAGGAGUUCACAAUGGUGAAUAUGUCCCUUGGCUGUACUGCUAUGAUCCUGUUAUGGAUGUCUGGGCAAGAAAACAAGACAUGAACACAAAGAGAGCCAUCCAUACACUGGCUGUAAUGAAUGAUCGACUGUAUGCAAUUGGAGGAAAUCAUUUAAAAGGUUUUUCCCACCUUGAUGUCAUGCUUGUGGAAUGCUAUGACCCAAAAGGCGACCAAUGGAAUAUUUUGCAGACUCCCAUUUUGGAAGGUCGAAGUGGUCCUGGAUGUGCAGUUCUUGAUGACAGCAUUUACCUUGUAGGAGGCUAUAGCUGGAGCAUGGGAGCCUACAAAUCUUCCACUAUUUGUUACAGUCCUGAGAAAGGAACCUGGAUGGAGCUUGAAGGAGAUGUAGCUGAGCCACUUGCAGGACCUGCUUGUUCCACUGUCAUACUACCAGCAUGUGUGCCAUACAACAAAUAACAUUCUGGAGAUACUAAAAUGGACACUGUUAAAUUCUGAACAGUAAUGAGGAGUAGCAUAAAUAUUUUAAAAGAACAGAGUUUCUGAUACCACAUAUCACAAGACUUAACCCCCCAACAUUCCCAUUUAUGAUUUCAAAAGGACUUAGCAUCGUUUCCACCGCAGAUAGAGACUGGUAUCUUGUCAGACAACUAGCUUAAGCGCAUGGAACAUUGCACAUGUUGACAGCCACUCAAGAUUGAUCUUGACUUUUUUCCCUGCUAAAGACCUUUAUAUUGAUUCUAAAUUAAAAGGAAAAAAAAUGCUAAACAUCCAAAUAGCCACCUGAACUGAACGAAACUAUUAUUGUGCAUUGUAUUUUACCUGCAUGGGAUCUGUACUGAAGUCAUGAUGUUGUUUUUCACAUAAGUAAUUCAGAUCUGAGGUACUGAAAAGCACUGAAAAGGAGAAUUGUCUCCUCCAUUUGAAUCCUAAACUAUAGUUGUUUCACAUGUUCUGCAAGCAAUACAACAUCAGAAGGAUGAUCAUAAGAGGUAAAGGCAUAAUCAUGCUGCUGCUGUUUUGAACAACAUUCUCUGUCUUGCACCCUGCUCUCAAAGAUUUGUGUAUUAGAAACAGUUUCAGGCAAAGAUCUUUGGAGUGUGCAGCAUAUAAAUAUAAAUAUAUUAAAUAAAUCCCCAUGACUAAGUAUAGAUAAAAAAGCCAAAAGCUGUCAGAGUUACUAUCACAAUUAAGGUUUUUAGAUUAGUGCAAAUAAAAACAGGAAUUGGCACCAAAGUUAAUUCAGAACAAUUACUUUUGAAGUCCAUAGAUUCUGAUUUUAUUCCUGCAUAGAAUGGAAGACAUUUUGGCUUGAACAAAUAAUUUUUUUUCCUUAAAAGAUUCAGAUUAUUUGUGUAAUAAAUUCAUAAAUAUCAACUGUUUGUUAUCAGGAGUUUAAAUCAUUUUGACUGAUCAGUUAGAUGCAUAUUUCAGUCAGAUACAUUUAUCUCUAAAAGCAAGAGGACAGAUUUCAAGGUAACUGGCACAUAUAUGAUUUGUAUCGUGGGAUAUGCAGAGACCCUUGUCAAGGUAUUGUAAUCCUCUUCUCUGGUUUUCUUUAACAUUUUAUUAAUAUGUUAAAUGCUUUGUGCUUUUAAGAGAUAUACUGGCAUGAUACAUGCAGUAGUGCAUAACAAUCUCAGCAGAUUUCUUCCUAUUUAAAAAAAAAGCUAGCCAUGCCUAAAUGUAGCCUCAAUGUAGCUUUCUGUCCAAACCCCAUGUUAACACAAUAUAAAAGUUCAAACACUUCCUCAAACAUUUCUAAUGUCAUCAUAUAUACACUCUGAAAAUCCAAAACUUUUGCUAUGCCUACACUCCUUUUGACAUCCUUGCAGCAGUAAUCUUGUCCCAGCCAUCUUUGGAUAAUCCUUUAGAUAUGUGCAUAGUAAAUAUUGAUCCACAGCCCAAUUAAACUAACUUUAACAGAACUAAAUCCUCUUAAAUCUCUGUAUUUCAGGAUGAAGACAGAUGUAGCAUAACAAUGGCUCACAUGCAUCGUUGAGCCAUAAGGUAAUCUUGGUUUCCUCCUGGCUAAAGGCUCAUUAAUUGCCUUAUUAAUUAAAACAUUUUUUAAAAAAAAUUAAUACCAAAUUGACUUGGAGGUUGUGGAUGGAGAGAUUUCUUGGUGGCAUUUCUUCUUCAGACUUUCCCAGAACUCAAUAAUGGAAAAGAAUACUACAAUUGAACUGAAUGCAGUGAGGAAGCUGUUCUAAAAAUGUUAGAUCUGUGUUCAUCCUCAGCUGAACUGUGUUGUGCAUAGUACUCUAUUUGCUUAGAAAUAAACAAAAGGACAUCAUUUCAACAAAGCUUCUUUAGACAUAGAUGAUUAGUUAUCUUUGUUCUUAUGGACUGGCUUGUUGCAGUAAUGCAAGCAGAAACUUGUACAAAGUUGUACCAGAUCAUCUUUUAAUUGUGCAAAAGUAUUAAUGUCACCUGAAAGGUACAAGGUAGUAUAGAAUCAAACCCACCUUUCCCAAAGCUGUAAAUGCAGAUUUCAUUAAUUAUGAUCCAUAGGGUAAGAAGCAAAAAGACACCAAAUGUUGGCUUCUGCUUCAGUAAAAACAAACAGAGGGCACAUAGCUGGCCAAAGAAAACAAUUGGUAGGAUAUUGUUACAGACUUACAGUUAAUUAGAGUGACAGUGUUCUAAGUCCACUGAAGUUAAUGGACUUAGAAUGGUGUAAUUCUACUUAAGAUGGCACUGUUAGGCUUCUGAAAAAGUGACAGAGAUAAUGGAGAAUUAAGAUUGUAUGUAUGUCCUUUUAUGACAUAAUUAUUUUAUUAAUAUUGUUACCAUUCCUGCCAUUCUGCUUAUGCUGACACCAUUGUUGUUAUUUGCAUAAAACUAUAAGAGAUUCAGUCUCCAUAUGUAGCAAAUGAAUUCUUGAGAGAACUGCUCACUAAAAAGAAUUAGUAUAAUGAAAAUCCUACUAAAGAGUUCCUGAAAUUGAAGUGUUUGUCCUGGACUCUCAACCCAUUUUUUUCUAUGUAGUGCAAUCUUGGUUAGUUUUGUAUCUAUUUGUGUUGUUCAGAUCCAAGGGAUUUCUUGUAAAAUAAUAUUUUGUGCAAUCAUAACUUUUGGGAGUUUUGUUUAGAAAUAUAUAUGUGUAUAUAAAUAUAUGAAAAGGAAUCCUGUUAUUAACAUUAAAUGAGAGAACUUUUAGUGGCAUUCAAAACCAAGAUAAUGUCUGCUAUUGAACAUUGUCUCAUGCUACUGUUAAAAUGCCACUUUAAUGAGAGGGAUUGGUCAUUUAAGUUUUUUAAACAACAACAGUAACAACAAUUUAAAGCAUUUAUGAAGAUUAUAUGUAAAUCUUUCUAACUUUCUGGAAGGCAUGACUAUGGAAACCAUAAAAGUUGCCAAUCAUGUAAAUUAUGUACAGUAUUAGAAUGUGUAAAUGAAGCUUGCUUGUAGGGGGAGGGAACUUUAAAUAAAACCUUAUGUACU